This is a messenger RNA of Staurois parvus, 303 nucleotides long. The record is from the annotation of a GenBank genome assembly. Lineage: Eukaryota; Metazoa; Chordata; Amphibia; Anura; Ranidae.
GAGAGCGGAUAUAGUGAAUGCAGGGUCCGGGGAGAAAGGAUAUAGUGAAUGCGGGGUCCGGGGAGAAAGGAUAUAGUGAAUGCGGGGUCCGGGGAGAAAGGAUAUAGUGAAUGCAGGGUCCGGGGAGAGCGGAUAUAGUGAAUGCAGGGUCCGGGGAGAGCGGAUAUAGCGAAUGCGGGGUCCGGGGAGACGCGGAUAUAGUGAAUGCGGGGUCCGGGGAGAGCGGAUAUAGUGAAUGCGGGGUCCGGGGAGAGCGGAUAUAGUGAAUUCAGGGUCCAGGGUUUAGUAACACUUUAAUUGCAA